AAGAUGAGAUGUUUCAUUUUCUGGGUGAUAAAGCAAGUCAGAAAGAUGACGAUUAUCCUGACUUUAAGGAAAAGCUGUCAGCACUGUACGGAAGAAAAGAAAAGGAAAACAUAACCUCUGAAAUGCUCAUGGAGGAAGAAUAUUUCAGUGAAAUUCCAGAAUUUCUCGAAAACAAGAAUAAGAUUUUGCCAUGUGAAUCAGCUGAAGAGCUAUCUACAACACUUGUCAGAUUCACAAGAGUCACAAGACGUGACUCAGAAGACAAAGAAAGUCUAAAGAGGUGGUACUGGCCACUGGUGAAGUGUGUGACUGUGAGGGUGCCUCAAAAUGAUCUUCUCCAGCAUGUCACACUUGUGGAUCUUCCUGGAAAUGGGGACCGUAACAAGAGCAGAGACGAGAUGUGGAAAAAGUUAGUUGGAAGUUGUUCUACUGUGUGGAUUGUGACUGACAUUGAACGAGCAGCAGCAGAGAAAGAAGCCUGGGAAAUCCUGGAAAGUGCCAGCAGCCUCAUGGGAAAUGGGGGCGAGUGUCAGCACAUUCACUUUAUCUGCUCCAAAUCUGAUUUGAAUCUUAAGGACCAUGAAGCCAUACGUAAAAAGAAACAUUCAAGCCAAGAAAACAGUGAGCGAACAAUUCAGCGAAGAAAAAGGCGAUCAAGGUGA
Messenger RNA from Perca flavescens (yellow perch), 662 nucleotides. Its product is annotated as nuclear GTPase SLIP-GC-like. Gene Ontology annotation, molecular function: GTPase activity. NCBI's taxonomy places the organism in Eukaryota, Metazoa, Chordata, Actinopteri, Perciformes, Percidae. The transcript has 4 exons. Bases 9 to 662 code for a protein of 217 amino acids. The record is from RefSeq and is a predicted model, not a curated record.